AUGCAAGAGAUCUUCAGAAAGAAGCUGACACACACCGAUGUAAAUUACAGAUUCUCAAUUCCAACUGGAAAGCUCGAAUAUUUCGAAAUUCCAGCUGGGGAGUUUUCCAGAGAUGUUAAUGUCACUGACUUGAAUAACGAAGAUCAUCGCACUCGCAUGAAGACCUUCAAAUGUUCCAAGCGUGAAAACGGUUAUGAUAAGCCCGUUCUCCCUGCAGGUUGGACUAAAUUUGUCAGAGAAAAAGGUCUCAGAAUUGGUGACCAGGUCAUCUUUUCUACGCAGGAAGCUGGGGCUGGCAGCUAUGCUUUAUGUAUUCGGGCACAGAAGCUGACCUCGAAGUUGUUUGGUCAAGCCAUAUAUCUAGAUGUCUGA
This is a messenger RNA of Ricinus communis (castor bean), 372 nucleotides long. Its product is annotated as B3 domain-containing protein Os02g0764100-like. NCBI's taxonomy places the organism in Eukaryota, Viridiplantae, Streptophyta, Magnoliopsida, Malpighiales, Euphorbiaceae. Gene Ontology annotation, molecular function: DNA binding. The transcript has a single exon. The record is from RefSeq and is a predicted model, not a curated record. Bases 1 to 372 code for a protein of 123 amino acids.